AUGUUGGGAGCUGAGCAUUUGCUCUUGUUAUUUUCAACAGUGGCAAUUCCUCCAGUUGCUUGCACAGUUCUUCUUUGCAUUAUUCUUGCGACUUUCGGCAAAUCACUUGGAUUACGACAAAUUUAUGUUGAUACACUUAUUUGCAUUUUUGAGGUGAGAAGUUUUUAUUUUUUUUUCAAUUAAAAAAAACAAUAAAAUUUCGUUAUCAAUGAAAAAAAAUUCUUUGAGAGUAAAAUGGUGUGAUAACUAGAAACGCAAACAUUUUUUUCCGUUUUGGCCUGUCAGGGACAUGUGUUUCUGCAACUUUGGAAUUGACAUGAGAUAGAUCAAAAAUCAUACUACUCCAUUUGAGAAUCCGGGUUUGAGUGGAUGAAAUAGGAAAUCAGGAACGGAAUUGUGAUAAGAACAUUGAACCAAUACACGUCUAGACAGAAUUGUCCGUUUUGGACACUGUUUUUUGGUUUCAACUUUGUUUUUCUAGAUUUUCGGACAGAAAACGACCAUAAUAAUCUCAUUUUCACUGAAAACUUCAAAAACUUAACAAAACUCAUAAAUUGUUUUCAGUGGGGAGCUCGUCAAAUCAAAACAACGGAAAAAAUCAAACGAAAAGAGAGUACAAUUUAUGCGCAACCUUCUUCAUUUUUCAUCGGAGAUCAUAUAAGUACUGAUAGUGUUGAAUCAGAUUGCGAAAAUGUUGAAUCCGACGCCGAUUCUGGAGAAGAUCUGCCAAGCGUUGAAUUCGAUCUCAAUGAUGAAAGUUUUAUGAAACGCAAAUUUGGUUCGACGACAAGUGAGUUUUCUUGGAACCUAGAUUUGAUUAUGAUAUGAAACAUAUCUAUUAUAUAUGCACGCGCUUUUGCAUGUCUCUAUGAUUUUCUAGGUUUGGCAUCGAUUGGUUCAGUAUGCAGUAUUCGAAGUCGGAAAAUGUCGGAAUCGAGCACAUGUACGUUGUGAUUGUCUUUUCAUUUGAUUUUGUUCAAAUAUUCUAGCUUCUGGGAUGAGUUUUCCCUAGAACUCAACAUAAUAAAUAUUUUUCAGUGGGAAUCAUCAAACGCGAAACACAAAUUCACCUUGACGAUGAUUUGGAUGAUGAAAUCCCCGAUGAAGUAUUCGUGAAAUCUCGAGGCUGGGCUGCAAUUCGUGAUUCUGUUGACUUUGUCAAAGCUGGACUUGAAGCAAUUAUUGAAGAUGAAGUUACGAGUAGAUUUGAAGCAGAACAAUUGAUGUCAUGGAAUAUGUUGACAAGAACAAGUAUUCAAUUUUAUCAAUUUGUUAAUUGGAAGUUGAGCGCAUUGUGGAUUAUUGGAUUUAUUUUCCGAUAUUGUAUCAUGUUACCACUUCGAUUCACAAUUUUCAUCAUUGGAUUGGUAUUUUUAGUCAGUUCUACAGCUCUCAUCGGACUUGUUCCAAGUGGAUCAUUGAAAAAGUAAGAUUUUAAAAUGUGAACACAUGUUUCUAUGAGAUAAUUGUUUUUUUAGGAAACUCAACUAUAGUUGUAUGCUUAUCUGCUACAGAAUUUUAUCUCGAAGUCUGACAGCUGUUGUAUAUUUCCACGAUGAACAAUACAAGGCAACAUCAAAAGGAAUCUGUGUGGCUAACCAUACUUCACCAAUUGACGCUCUUAUUCUAUCUGUGGAUAAUGUUUAUGCUUUGAUUGGACAAAAACAUCAAGGAUUGCUUGGUGUUAUUCAGCGAGCAUUGUCACGAGCAUCAAGUCAUAUUUGGUUUGAGAGAAGUGAGGCGAAAGAUCGAUUGGUUGUUGCUCAAAAGUGGGUUGAUUUUAAAAUUCAUCGGGAAAUUAUAUAUUACAAAUUAUGAAUUUUUAGGCUCAAGGAACAUUGCACUGACCCUGACAAACUGCCGAUUCUGAUUUUCCCAGAGGGAACUUGCAUCAACAACACAUCAGUUAUGAUGUUCAAAAAAGGUUCAUUCGAAAUUGGCGCCACAAUCUAUCCAAUCGCUAUGAAAUAUGAUUCCCGAUUCGGAGAUGCAUUUUGGAAUAGUUCAGAGCAAUCUUGGUUUGGUUAUAUAAUGCGAAUGAUGACGUCAUGGGCUAUCAUCUGCAAUGUUUGGUAUCUUCCACCAAUGACUCGUGAACCAAAUGAGGAUGCUGUUGAUUUCGCGAAUCGAGUAAAGAAAACAAUUGCGAAUAAAGGUGGAUUAGUUGAUUUGGAAUGGGAUGGUGGAUUGAAACGAGCAAAAGUUCCACCAAAAAUGAUUGCAAAACAACAAGAGAGAUAUGCCAACCGAUUGAAUCGCUAUACUUCGUUGUCGGAUAAUUUGAGACAAGAUGAAGAUGGGGAUGAAGUUAUUGAUGAUAAACCUGUUUCCGGUUAUAACUCAUUGGAAGAUUUACCAGAGGAUGUUUGUAUUGACGAGGAGGAUGAAGAUGACACAUUCCAAGAUGGUGAGUUGACCUGAAUUAUAAAAUUAGAAUUUUAAAAAAAUUAUUCAUUUUUUCAGAUACACCAAUCGAUGAGACCAUCCGAAAACUUUCAGUCAACGAAGAUGUUCGUAAUCCAAUUACAGCUGCUUCAAGUUCAGCCUAG
Molecule: messenger RNA, 2549 nt
Organism: Caenorhabditis angaria
Lineage: Eukaryota; Metazoa; Nematoda; Chromadorea; Rhabditida; Rhabditidae
Source: the annotation of a GenBank genome assembly